AUGGAUCCUGACCCAGCACUCACACAUUUGUAUUCCUGCAGUCGCUGGGCAGGAUCAGAUGCUACCGAGGAAAGCGAAGAACAGUAUAUUAAUACAACCAAAUUAGAGCCAAAGCUUCAUUGUCUUGUCAUAUUAAGGAUUGACAUUUGGGGUGAAGUGGAUGACAAUUUAGUCAUAUUCUUUCACGGUGGUUAUUGGCAAGUUAGUCCCAAAGAACAAUUUCUUAUCAACUCACAUGGUCUUUACGUGCAAUAUAAAGUUCAGGAAGGGACGAGGAAAGUGGUUGCCCCUGCUGCUGUGAAUUUGCUGAAAAAAGGUAUAGCUAUGGCAGCAGUCGGCUAUGACUACGCAACUCCUACCCAUUCUAUAUCACAAAUGGUCAAGCAAGUGGCGACUGCUGUCAAAUUUAUACUCAGCAAAUAUCCUAAUGUAAACCACGUUACAUUAGCCGGACAUUCCGCUGGAGCUCAACUAGCAUUCAAAGUUUCAACCUGCUUGAAAAAUCCGCGAAUACAAAAACUCGUUUUGUUCUCUGGAGUUUUCGAACUUCAUGAGCUGCCAUUCUGCGAGAUUGGCAGUGUUAUUGGGUUUGUUAUAAUUUUUCUGCUAGCAUUCUUAGGGUCUCAUCUAAAUCUACGUAACUGGCUGCGCGAUUUCCGCGCGACAAGACUUCCGCGCCGCCAUGGCUGUCACCGAAGACAUAACUUAGUGAUCUCCUUGUGGGAGGAUGGUUCUUUUAGAGGAAGGAAUGACGAAAAAAGAUUGAGACUAGUAUUUAAGUGCAUAUUUUCAUCUAUCAACUGUUCGUUCUUCUUAUUAAAUUCAAUCACAUAUAUUCUCACAUUUUUACUAGAAUCAAUUAUCGCACAAGUGAGUAUUUUAAAAUGUAUUUUAUUUGUGUAUAUGUUUCCACGUCUAAGCUCUUCUUCAAUUUGGUAUUAUACGUUCGGAGGCGGUCGAGUGCCAUUUUUCCGGAAGGUACGCGGAACGUUUGCCAGGCACUCUUCUUCUCCACCUUCCUUCUGGGCUUUAAGCAAAGAGUUCUUCCAUGAACAUGCUUAGGC
Messenger RNA from Strongylus vulgaris, 1064 nucleotides. The record is from the annotation of a GenBank genome assembly. Lineage: Eukaryota; Metazoa; Nematoda; Chromadorea; Rhabditida; Strongylidae.